Messenger RNA from Puma concolor (puma), 792 nucleotides. It is a transcript of the gene CZIB, whose product is annotated as CXXC motif containing zinc binding protein. Gene Ontology annotation, molecular function: zinc ion binding. Lineage: Eukaryota; Metazoa; Chordata; Mammalia; Carnivora; Felidae. The record is from RefSeq and is a predicted model, not a curated record.
CGCUCCGCCCCACGCACGCCGGAGGUCUGCACCCGGGUGCGCUGGCGGCGCCCACCGUUUACGACGGGCCGGAAAGUAGCGGCCGCAGCCAGUGCCGGGCCUGGUCGGGCCGAGCCGGGCCAGUAUGGGGAAAAUUGCGCUGCAGCUCAAAGCCACGCUGGAGAAUGUCACCAACCUCCGGCCCUUGGGCGAGGACUUCCGGUGGUACCUGAAGAUGAAAUGUGGCAACUGUGGUGAGAUUUCAGAGAAGUGGCAAUAUAUUCGGCUGAUGGACAGUGUGGCACUGAAGGGAGGUCGUGGCAGCGCCUCCAUGGUCCAGAAGUGCAAGCUGUGUGCAAGGGAAAACUCCAUCGAGAUUUUGAGCAGCACCAUCAAAUCUUACAAUGCUGAAGACAAUGAGAAGUUCAAGACAAUUGUAGAGUUUGAGUGUCGGGGCCUUGAACCAGUUGAUUUCCAGCCUCAGGCUGGGUUUGCUGCCGAGGGCGUGGAAUCGGGGACGGUCUUCAGUGAUAUUAAUCUUCAGGAGAAGGACUGGACUGACUAUGACGAAAAAGCUCAGGAAUCUGUGGGAAUCUACGAGGUCACCCACCAGUUUGUGAAGUGCUGAACCCUCUUCCUGCACACUUGCCUCAAAGAACUGAGAAGGGACAAUGUGCCCCAAGCAGCAGAGCCCACUGAGGCUAAUCCCCUCAUCCCCUGUCUGCUGGAAGCUGUCUGAGCCCUCACAGCCUGCAUGCUGGGCUCUGCCACAGCUUCCCAAGCAUCACCAAUAAAGCCGCUGUUUGUGCUACA